Anneissia japonica is the source of this 1932-nucleotide messenger RNA. Its product is annotated as tubulin alpha chain, testis-specific. Gene Ontology annotation, biological process: mitotic cell cycle; microtubule cytoskeleton organization. The transcript has 4 exons. NCBI's taxonomy places the organism in Eukaryota, Metazoa, Echinodermata, Crinoidea, Comatulida, Comatulidae. Gene Ontology annotation, cellular component: cytoplasm; microtubule. Gene Ontology annotation, molecular function: GTP binding; structural constituent of cytoskeleton. The record is from RefSeq and is a predicted model, not a curated record. The coding region runs from base 236 to 1591 and encodes 451 amino acids.
CGAACGCGAUUGGAAUAUUGCGCGUGUAUUAUGGACACGUUACACGGGCUAAUCAGAAUCUGUUCUCUCGCGUAAAUUACCUUUGAAUUUGGCAAACUGCGUUUGUAAGUAACGGCAUGCUCAAAUUUUGUCAUUCCAGUUGACAGACUCUUCGAAGCGUCUUCGUCGACCGUCAAACUCUUCUUUGUAAAGCUUUUUUUUCUACUGUGAGAUUUGAAUAUUAUACACUUUCAGAAUGCGUGAAUGUAUUUCAAUUCAUGUUGGACAAGCUGGCGUUCAGAUAGGCAAUGCUUGCUGGGAGCUUUACUGCUUGGAGCAUGGUAUUCAGCCUGAUGGACAGAUGCCAAGUGAUAAGACUAUUGGAGGUGGUGAUGAUUCUUUCAACACAUUCUUCAGUGAGACUGGUGCUGGAAAGCAUGUCCCACGUGCUGUGUUCGUGGACCUUGAACCAACUGUUGUUGAUGAGGUCCGAACGGGCACCUAUCGUCAACUAUUCCACCCUGAGCAGUUGAUUACUGGGAAAGAGGAUGCUGCAAACAAUUAUGCACGUGGACAUUACACCAUUGGCAAAGAAAUUGUUGACCUUGUAUUGGACAGAAUCAGGAAGCUGGCUGAUCAAUGCACAGGAUUGCAGGGAUUCCUGAUCUUCCAUAGCUUUGGUGGUGGCACUGGAUCUGGUUUUGCAUCUUUGCUAAUGGAACGUCUUUCUGUAGAUUAUGGCAAGAAGUCCAAGCUUGAAUUUGCCAUUUAUCCGGCCCCCCAGGUAUCUACAGCUGUUGUUGAGCCAUACAACUCCAUCCUUACUACCCACACCACCCUGGAGCACUCUGACUGCGCCUUCAUGGUUGAUAAUGAAGCUAUCUAUGACAUCUGCCGACGUAACCUGGACAUCGAACGCCCAACAUACACCAACCUGAACCGACUUAUCGGCCAAAUUGUCUCAUCAAUUACAGCAUCCCUUCGCUUUGAUGGCGCAUUGAAUGUGGACUUGACUGAAUUCCAGACCAAUUUGGUUCCCUAUCCGCGUAUUCAUUUCCCUCUGGUUACAUACGCCCCAGUAAUCUCAGCCGAGAAAGCAUACCAUGAGCAGCUGAGUGUGGCAGAAAUAACCAAUGCCUGCUUUGAACCAGCCAACCAGAUGGUGAAAUGUGACCCUCGUCAUGGAAAGUACAUGGCUUGUUGCAUGCUGUACCGAGGAGAUGUCGUUCCUAAAGAUGUUAAUGCUGCCAUCGCUACCAUCAAGACCAAGCGAACCAUCCAAUUUGUUGACUGGUGCCCAACAGGUUUCAAAGUUGGAAUCAACUAUCAACCACCAACUGUUGUUCCUGGUGGAGAUUUGGCAAAGGUGCAACGUGCUGUAUGUAUGCUGAGCAACACCACAGCUAUCGCUGAGGCCUGGGCCCGUCUGGACCACAAGUUUGACCUGAUGUACGCCAAGCGUGCUUUUGUGCAUUGGUAUGUAGGUGAGGGUAUGGAGGAAGGAGAGUUCUCUGAGGCACGCGAAGAUUUGGCAGCUCUGGAGAAGGAUUAUGAAGAAGUCGGUGUAGACUCCGUAGAAGGAGAGGCGGAAGAGGAAGGCGAAGAAUAUUAGGUUCACCCGUCUUAAAUUGUAUUAAAAUACAUAAAGAUUUAAAUUUGAAAUAUUAAAAAGUGUUGUGUUAUAAAAGUUCUAGUGUGUUAAAUAAAAAUUAAGUUGUGUACAGUACCUAUGCAGCAUUGCUAUUUAUCUAGUUUUGUUUCUUUAUAUUUUAAAAUAUACUGCUAUACAUUAAAUUGAGCAAAAGCCUAAAUAUUACUAAUUUUUAAAAAAUAUCUCUUUUCAGUGAUUUUAAAGUAGAGACAUUGUAUUUAAAUGUUGGUACACUUACCAGGAUGUUUAACUAAUUGAAGCUAAUAAUAUAUUCAAAGCAAACAGUUUAACUUUUUGUACUU